Molecule: messenger RNA, 378 nt
Organism: Parascedosporium putredinis
Lineage: Eukaryota; Fungi; Ascomycota; Sordariomycetes; Microascales; Microascaceae
Source: the annotation of a GenBank genome assembly
AUGGUACGGCGUCCUACAGACCCAGAUAUACCCCCUGAGCCGGAGCCGGAUUUGCCUCCUAUCAUAACAGCUAUGGCUGGAAUUGCGCAAGGACCGGCGCCAAAUGCCCGGCUCACAUCUCAAGCUGGCGGCACGGGUACCGUUAGUCGAGCACCCCAGUCAAACGCGACGCCAGGCCGAGACCCGCGUGCUCGUGGCGCGCUCUGGAUCCCGCGCAACUUCCUCUGGUCACAAUCCUCUAACCGCACAUAUAACGCGGAGAGUAGCAUCAACCGAAGGGCUAGACAAGAUAGCCCCGACGCAUUCGCCUCUGAUCUGGCUAUAACCCCCACCCCGCUCCGCGUGGUCCCGGCUCUUCUCUACCCGGAAGCAGCUUAA